Molecule: messenger RNA, 800 nt
Organism: Oppia nitens
Lineage: Eukaryota; Metazoa; Arthropoda; Arachnida; Sarcoptiformes; Oppiidae
Gene: ND-15
Exons: 2
Coding region: 206-601 (131 amino acids)
Source: RefSeq, a predicted model, not a curated record
CAUUGAAUGGCAUAAAAACAUUGCAAUAAUUGUUUAGUAAACAAAUCAUAACAUUAUUAUUAUUAUAUAAAAAUCAAAUCAAUUGUGUUUUACGGCAACAGUUUGUUUUUUGUGGGUACCGAUAGAGUGGCCAACAUCAUCAUCACCACCACCAUCAACAACAACAACAACAUUAUCGUACUAACAAGUGUCCAGUAGUCCAGUCAUGGUUAAACCAGAACACCCGAUACAUCACGAGGCCUCGAGACCAUUGCACGGUAUUCCCGAAGGCAUAUUCCGGAGCAAUGUUACCGAUAUAUUUGGCCACUUGAUGUCGGCCCAGUGUCAGAUUGGUAACGCUAAGCCCAGGUGUGCCGAGUUUCAGAUGAACGCUUUCGAGUGUCUGGAGGCGUACGGCGCCCAUCGCGGCCGCAAAGUUUGUCUGAAUUUUCUCAAAGAUUUCUUCGAGUGUACCUAUGGUCUCGCACAGGGCCAGAGAGCCAAUGAAAUGACGAAAGAGCGGCUCAAACAAGUGAUGAGAGGCGAGAGAUCGUUGGCCGACUUUCACGAUAAGGUCAAACCGCCGCGCGAUGCCAUCCAAUGGGGACCGUUUCAUCCGUAAUCCCGAGUGGGAAUUAUUAUGCGGGGAUAUUAAGGCGGCGAGAUUUUGUUUUUAGUUGUAUAGAUGUCUGCAAUUAGGGUACCCGUACUGUAACUACCAAUUGUUAGACCACACUUACCGUAGGAUUUAAUUGUAUAUCUUGUAUAAUAAUAUUAAUAUCAAUAAUAAAUUUAUUAAUAAUACCGAUAGUUAUAUGAAU